This is a messenger RNA of Cephus cinctus (wheat stem sawfly), 1028 nucleotides long. RefSeq lists its product as uncharacterized. The coding region runs from base 316 to 942 and encodes 208 amino acids. The record is from RefSeq and is a predicted model, not a curated record. Lineage: Eukaryota; Metazoa; Arthropoda; Insecta; Hymenoptera; Cephidae. The transcript has 3 exons.
AUUGAUUAUCGCCCGAUGGAAGUGCUAAUCCGAGCCAGUCGCCUCUCCCGCAAGGUAGUUAGCAUUGGUUCUCCGUACAACGUGGUAAUGGAAAGGCGGAUGGAGAGGGACGUAGAAAGAGCGAGAAAAGAAAGGAAGGACAAAAUUAAAGAGAAAGAAAAAAAACAUAUACCUCGUUCCGCAGGAGUUAGAACAUCUAGUCUCAUCUAGUCAGUCCAGUUAGAAAUAUUGUAAAACGUUACCAAGCUAUCAAAAUAGCUGGAAAAAAAUUAAAAACAAAAUUCAAAAAAUAUAUAUUACCUCGUAAUAUCUAUCAUGAAAUUUGGACUCGAUUUAAUCAGCGUAUCGACAAUCCUCGCCCUCUCAUUGAUCGUUGCCGGUCAGGAAGAUUCCUACAAUGUGGAUCAUGACGUCUUUAAAAAUGGAAACGAAAGUGAAGUCCUAGAGCGAGAAAAAAGAACUCUGGUAUAUCCAGACCCAACGAAUUUACUGUUAAUCUUCGGUCUUGGUACGCCGCUCCAACUGGACGCCGCGAGCGUGAUAGUCGGUGCUUUCACUAAACUCCUCUACGCGUUACCGGCAAACGCUACUUAUUACACCGAACCAGGUGUAUAUUACGCACGUAAUACCAAAAGUCGUUGGAGCAUUUACAAAGUAUUGGAAACAGCAGCGGAAGUCUAUGGUUUCGGUGGAAAAAGUUGCAUCCUCCGCGCCAUCUGUGAGGCAGCGGCGGUACCAUUCGAUCACGACCACGGAUUGUUUGGUCAACUUUUUCAAGCAUUUUUAACUCCGUCCAGCACGAACGAGGAGCACGACGAGUAUCAGGAUAGGGACUAUCAUGCGGCAGAACGUCUUGGGAAGCACGUAGGCGAGAAUUGCCACGUCCUUUAUCCGGAGUGCGAGAAGAGUAUCCUGGACGUGUUCUCGACGACGUCUGCUUAGAAGGAAUGGAGUGGAUGAAGGAAGGUGAAAUAAGGAAAAGAGUGAAUGAGGAAGGAGAGAGAAAGAAAUGGGUAAUAAAAAAAAAA